CCCGGACCGAAAACAAUCUUCUCAAGAAUCAAUAGCAUCCCAUUUUGUUGAAGAGUAUUACAGAAACGACCAUGUGGCCACUGAUUAUGCAAUUCUUCCGGUCAAAUGCGGCGUACAUCACGCUUCCAGUGGCAACAAUAGUUGGUGUAAUUGGCUACAACAUUGAAAGCCUUCUUUCGGAUAAAUAUACCCCGUACAGUGGUUCUAUUCAGGAAAAGCGAGCUGAACGUAUUACUGAUGAAAGUAAACUAAAGGAUGCAACGAAUGUUGAAAAGCUUGUAUACAAAGAGAACGUUUUAGGGCGGAACCUUUCACCAUCGUUAGAAAAAUAGAAAUGAAAAGAUGUUUAUUUGAUAAAUGUAAGCCCCCUUGCACUAUGUAAUUAAAAUAUAAUCGCCGUUUGCAUCGACGUUCCUACUAAAACCUUACUAUCAUUUGAAACAUAAUGUGAAUUGUAUGGUUACGAUCUUCAUCCAAUGGCAUAUU
This is a messenger RNA of Anopheles coustani, 486 nucleotides long. Its product is annotated as small integral membrane protein 12-A. NCBI's taxonomy places the organism in Eukaryota, Metazoa, Arthropoda, Insecta, Diptera, Culicidae. The record is from RefSeq and is a predicted model, not a curated record. Bases 72 to 332 code for a protein of 86 amino acids. The transcript is spliced from 3 exons.